This is a messenger RNA of Pungitius pungitius (ninespine stickleback), 7121 nucleotides long. It is a transcript of the gene thsd7ba, whose product is annotated as thrombospondin, type I, domain containing 7Ba. The transcript is spliced from 29 exons. The record is from RefSeq and is a predicted model, not a curated record. Gene Ontology annotation, biological process: actin cytoskeleton organization. Lineage: Eukaryota; Metazoa; Chordata; Actinopteri; Perciformes; Gasterosteidae. Gene Ontology annotation, cellular component: plasma membrane. The coding region runs from base 598 to 5505 and encodes 1635 amino acids.
CUCUCUCUCUCUCUCUCUCUCUCUCUCUCUCUCUCUCUCUCUCUCUCUCUCUCUCUCUCUCUCUCCGUGGCCACGGACACUUUCUCCCCUUCCCUCUGAUUGCUCUUCCUCUCUUUAUAUCCGCGCUCGUCGUCUCUCUCCUCUCCCCCUCCCCUGCCUUGGCUUUCUCCCACUCCUCUCUCCCUCCUUCUCUCCGACUCUGUCCCGUAGGCUGAGGCGGGAUCUUUUACACACGGCAGCCGCCACACCAGCAGCGCAGACCCUAUAUAGUGCCAACCUCUGUGGGAACAUCAGUGGGACCGAGCCAGGGAGUUUAUACCACUCAGUGCGACUGGAGGUGUGACACAGUCGCAGCGCUCUGCACACACUGAUUCUCACAGGAUUAAAGCCACCGCAUGAUGCUCCAUCGUAAGGUCUGCUGCUGAUUUACUGUCCCUGUCAGACUUAACAUCUUUGGAGGCCUCCUCUGCCUCUACUCCUGUCUUCUGAGGAAGAACUCGUGAAAAACACCCUCCACUGCACCAACCGGAUCACUCAAAGGGGAUGACUGGCAGUCAGCUGGCUCAGGAGUAAGAGAAGGAAGCAACGGGCUGGACUAUGACUCUAAAGGAUGACGUUGGGUUCAUUGCCUGGACGCGGAAAGCUGGGAGCUGCCUGGGCCUCCUCCUGCUCCUCCUGCUCCUCCUGCUCCUCCUUCCCCUCUCAGUCCAGGCAGACAUCGUCUUUCCAAAGGACCAUCAUUUCUCUUGGAAAGCAGGCCAGUGGGGUCAGUGCGUUGGGGACGAGUGUGGUUCUGGCGGGCUUCAGACGAGGACGAUUUGGUGUGUCCACACGGAGGGCUGGACCACCCACCACUCUCACUGCCAGCAUGUGGACAAGCCGGAGAGCCAGCGGCACUGCUUUAAGGUCUGCGACUGGCACCAGAACCUCUUUGUUUGGGACGUGUCAGACUGGGGGGGCUGCGUUCUCGUCCCUUUCUUUUCCAACGAGCACAAGCUGCGGACGGCCGAGUGCAUCACAGCACAGCACGGCAUCCAGAGGCGCAAAGUCCAUUGUGUGCGCACUUCAAACCGCACCACAGUCUCCUUGAGGAUAUGCGAGUUCUUUUCCCAAAAACCGCCUGUGGAGCAGGCGUGCCUCAUCCCCUGCCCCCAGGACUGUGUGGUUUCAGACUUCACCUCCUGGUCCAGCUGCAGCAGAACAUGCGGCGCGGGCCUGCAACAUCGGACGCGACACGUCCUGGCCACACCCAUGUACGGAGGCGCGAUCUGCCCCAACCUGACUGAGACCAGGACGUGCUCCAGCCUCCUUGAGUGCCCCGCCGGGGAGGGCGAGCACCAGUACAGCCUUAAAGUAGGGGCGUGGAGCGAGUGCCGACUGCCCCAUGACAAGGACGCCCUGUUAAAUGGCAGGACCACGGUGGACUUCAUCACCGGCUCCAACGAGAGCAACGCAGUCACGUUGCACACACAGGCAUCCCACCAGCACCGGCACCACCAGAACCAGCACGCGCACAGGUACCCCGUGUCGUGGGAACUGGAGGUGGGAUACCAGACGCGACAAGUCCGCUGCACACGCAGUGACGGCAGGAAUGCAAUGUUGAGUCUGUGUACCAAGGACAACGCCCCGCUGACCUUUAAGGCGUGUGUGAUGCCCAAAGACUGCCAGACAUCCGAUUGGUCAUCGUGGAGCCCGUGCUCCAAGACCUGCCGCUCCACCGAUCUCUCUCCUGGUUACCGCCUCAGGUCACGAAUCAUGACGCAGAUCACAGUUGGAGGAGGCCAGAGAUGUCCUGCCCUUGAGGAAAAAGAAGCUUGCAACAUCAUUGGAGAUUUGCUCCCAAACUGCCCCAGGUAUGUGUGGAGGACCACUGACUGGGGCGAAUGCCGCAUCCUUCCGUUACUGAGCCAGCAGGACCGGCGGCUGGCUAACACCAGUAUUCUGUGUGGAAGUGGGAUUCAGAGCAGGAAGACCUACUGUGUUCAGGUCCCUGAUCCCUCAGCACCUCAUCACAGGAAGGAGGUCUCCAGGCCUGUGGAUGCUAGGCUGUGUAGUGGGGAGGAGCCACCGUUGGCAGUCCAGCUGUGCUCCAUCGCCUGCCAGCACAACUGCCUCCUCUCCCAGUGGUCACCCUGGGGUGCCUGCCUACAUGACAACUGCAAAGAACCCCAGGGGAAGAAAGGUUUCAGACAGAGGAGGAGAGAGUUGUUGUGGGAGUCCGGCGCUCCUCCGGAGACCUGCCCUCAUCUGGUGGAGUUCAUCCCCUGUGAGGACCCCGCCUGCUACCUGUGGCAGGUCAGGCAAGAAGGAAGAUGCAUUCCCGCCAAAAACUCGUGUGGUCCCGGGAAGGCGGCCCUCAACGCGACCUGUGUCGGCGCUGAAGGCAUCGAUGUGCUGAUUGCCCACUGCGCACACGACCGCCCCCCCACGGAAGCGGCGUGCGAGGUGGCCUGCGCUGCCGACUGCGUGGUCGGAUCCUGGUCUUCGUGGUCACCUUGCUCACACAGCUGCGCCACCAGGACGGCGGAGGGGCGACAGAGCCGCACUCGCAGCGUGCUCGCCAUGCCGGGCCAAGGAGGGAAAGAGUGUCCGGCAGCUCCAGCCCUGGAGGAGUGGAGAGUCUGUAAUGAGCACCCCUGUGUGGUGUUCUACUGGGACGCCUCAGCCUGGGGCCCCUGUAUAGAAGACGAGCCCGCGGACCCCAAUGGAACCAGCUCCUGGACCGGGACCUCCGCGCGUGCCACGGGUCUUCAGAGCCGCACAGUGAGCUGCGUGAAGAUGAACGUUGGCGCCGUGACGAAUAAAAGGUGUUGGGAUUCUGCUCGUCCAGAAGCCGUCCGAACGUGUUUGCUCCCCAGCAAGAACGACUGCAUCGUGACGCCCUUCAGCGAGUGGACGGCCUGCCCAGCGACCUGCGUGACCGAAAAUGCCACCGCCGCGUCGCAGUCUCGAUACAGAACCAUCAUUCAGAGGUCGGCUAAUGGAGGUCAAGAGUGCCCUGACACACUGUACGAAGAGAGAGAGUGUGAAUCACUUCCCGUGUGUCCGGUCUACAGCUGGAGGACACACAAGUGGCACAGCUGCAGCUUGGUGCCGGACUCGGUUCGACGUGGACUGUCCGGACCGGGAGAGGAAGCCUGUGGAAACGGUUUAGAGACGAGAGGACUCAGUUGCGUCGGGGAGAGCGACGAGUCGGCCAACGUGACAGAGUGCCUGCGCUGGGCCGGCCCCUUGCCCCCCCAGGUCCGAGAGUGCCGGGUGGCCUGCAAGGACGACUGCGCUCUAACGGCCUGGUCCGGGUUCUCCGAGUGCGCCGGAUGCGGCGGCUCCCGCAGGCGCAGCCGCGCGCUGGCAGGUCGCAGUAAGAAGAAGGAGCAUUGCCUGAACAAGGAGCUGUACCCUCUGGAAGAGACGGAGACGUGUCCCUGUGCCGAGUUCUUGUCCCAGCCCUACGGGAACUGGUCUGCGUGCAUCCUCCACCACCCUGCAGCUCCUUCAGGGUCGCUGCAGGGCUGGAGCAGCCACCGCGCCGUGAAGGAGUGUGGCCACGGUCUGCGCUACAGAGCGGUGGCCUGCAUUAACCAGCGGGGACACCUGGUGAAGCCCACACACUGCACAGACUCAGGCUACGUGGAGGAGGUUUGCCACGUCCCUUGCCCCCUGGACUGUAAGCUCAGCGACUGGUCGGCCUGGUCUGCCUGCAGUGCGUCCUGUGGCAGCGGCCUGAAGACCAGGUCCAAGUGGCUCAGGGAGAAGUCGUUCAACGGAGGACGCCCGUGCCCCAAGUUGGAUUUGAAAAAUCAGGUGUACGAGGCUGCGCCGUGCUACAGUGAAUGCGGCCAAUACGAGUGGCGGAUCGAGCCCUGGUCCAUCUGCACCAUCACCGCUGUGGGGGACGCGCCGGCCUGCGGGGAGGGGGUCCAGAGCCGCAAGAUCAGGUGUGUGGAGCGGGGAACGAGUGGGGAGAACCGUACGCUGGAGGACUCCCUGUGUGACCAGGACGAAACGCCACCCAGAGCCCAGCUGUGCUUUGUGGCCUGCCCGCAGGACUGCGUCAUGGCACCCUGGGGACCUUGGAGCAACUGCCCCCUGCAAUGCCCCGAAGGAGCAGCGCGCAACAGGAGCCGACGAAUCCUCCGCCCCCCCUCCUCGGAGAGCGCCGCCUGUCCGGAGCUGGUCCAGUCGGACGCGUGUGUCCUCAACAGCACCUGCUUCUCCUACCGGCCCCGGGUCUCAGACUGGAGCACGUGCCGCCUCAGUGAAAAUGCCGCCUGUGGGCAGGGAUCUCGGUCUCGUCUCGUGGACUGUGUUCGUAGCGAUGGAAGGAUAGCGGAGUUGCAGAAGUGCGAGCAGCUCGGUCUGAUCAACAGGUGGAAGCUGUCGGAGAGCUGCGUGGUGAACUGUCCUGUCAACUGCAUUCUCUCCGAGUGGUCGCCGUGGGCGGAAUGUUCGUAUACCUGUGGUAACCAAGGUCAGUCCGUGCGGACCCGGAGGAUCCUGCAUGAGGCUCACGAGGAGGGUCGGCCGUGUCCCGUUCAGCUCACCCAGACCAAGCCGUGUACCAUAAGGCCUUGCUACACGUGGCUGCUCAGCGACUGGUCGCCGUGCGCUGUGGAGGGUGCAGAGUGUGGGGAGGGCCUUCGGAGGAGGAGCCUCUCAUGCGUGGUGCAUACGGGCAGCUGGCCCGAGUCUCCCCCCCAGCCAGUGGACGAGCAGCUUUGUGGAGACAAACUGCGGCAGCAGAUCCAACAGGAGAUGGAGCAGCCAUGCUUCGUCCCGUGUCCAGGAGACUGCCAUCUGACCGUGUGGUCGUCUUGGAGCUCCUGCCAGCUGACCUGCGUGGAGGGCCGCAGCUUCGAGACCACCGGCCGCCAGGCCCGCUCCAGAGCCGUCAUCGUCCAGGUCAUGGAGAACCAGGGCGCCUGCCCUCAUCAGGUGUUUGAGACGCAGCCUUGCAAAGGGGGGAAAUGCCACAGCUACGAGUGGAGGACGGGGGGGUGGAGCAACAACCAGAGAUUGGUGUGGUGUCAGCGCUCGGAUGGCGUCAAUGUCACCGGGGGGUGCUUUGCUCAGAAAAGGCCGACCCCGGUCAGACACUGCCAUCCUCUGUGCACCAAGCCCUUCUCACACUGCACACCGAGCGGGGUGUGCGGGUGUGAGAAGGGUUACACCGAAGUAAUGACCACGCAUGGCUUCCUGGACUACUGCACCAGAACCCCGGGGGUGGACAACAGCAAGAAAGCCGACGUGAAGACCAACUCUGGGAGACUGAAGCCGGGUCCGUCUCAGGCCCGGGACCUGUUCAGCGAGUGGACCCUAAGACCCGUCGGCCCAGACGGACGAGUGAAGCUGUGGGUUUACGCCGUGACGGCCGUGGGAUUCAUCUUAAUACUCUUCGUUAUUGCAUUUUCAUUCCUGGUUUGCAAACCGUUCCAGUCGACUAAGACCUCCCUGCCGACGCAGAAGCCCCUGACUCUGGCCUACGACGGGGACAUCGACAUGUAACCACAGGGGGGGGAGGGGGGGCGCCUUGAAGACCUUGCGUUUGUUGACAAGGGACUUCCUUCGGCGUGCAGCUGACGCGCUGCUUUCACCUGGAUGACGAGCACAAACUUUAAAUGGCCGAGGAUGGGGCGGCAGAUGAUUUUCCGGCGACGAGGCCGAGAACUUUUGGGCUUUCCUCAGCGAGGAGGAGGAGGAUGAGGAGGAAGAGGAGGAGGAGGAGGAAGAGGAGGAGGAGGAGGAGGAGGAGGAGCCGAGGCCUAACGCGGCACAAACGGGACAAAAGGCCUUGAGACGGACGUAAAGAAUGGACGUGUAGUUUCUUUUCUGAUCUCCUUUCGAUGGGAACACACUUUUAAGCACUGGUUGCAAACCAGCAGGUCGCUUUGAGGACUCCUCACAAAGGUCAAAGUGGGUUUGUUCUGCAGGAGGAACCACCUGAGUGUUUGUCUGGUAUUUGUGUCGUGAGGGAGACGAAGCGCGUUGGGGUCAGGGGUCACUCUCGAUGUUCAAACACAAAAGAAUAGAACAUUUGACUUUGUGGAUCUUUGUGAAAAGAAAUGUCAAUACGCCUUUUUCUGAGAAUAAAACAAAUGCUCUAUGCACUACGUUAGUGCUGAUUCACUUUGUUUGUUUCCUUUCAAAUGACUUUUCUAGUGUUUUAAUUGUAAUGCAAGUUGUUGCUGUCAGAUCUUGUCUUUAUGUUUGAUCCAAAAGCAUCUCGGACUCGAGCUUCACGACUCAAAGAUGCAGCCUCCUUUAUUCUGACGGCUGUGGAAAAAACUCUAAAUGUGUGUCAUUUUAUGUCCAACGCACUGAAGAGUGAGCGAGUGUCUCGUGGGGGGGGCACGGGAACCAUGGGGAGGCGAGGAGGGACCCUGCUGGCGGCCGAUGGCGGGCUUUUAGAGAAGGUCAUACCUCAGACACCAAAGCAGAUACAAGAAUAGAGAUUACGGAUAAUCCACCUGAUCACACAAUGGAUUUAAGAGUAAGAGGCUUCACUUAUUUUUCAAAAGAAUGUCACUCUUUAUUCUUAUUUUUAACCAUUUAUUACAAACACAAAGUCACCUGACGGAGCAAGUAACUAGUGUUUUAAGUUGUUUUUUUAUUUUCAAAACAUGAAACAUUAGUAAAAUUGAUCAGAUCACAUUUCUGUUUCUUUUUCUUCAAUUCGAAAUUGUUUCAGAUUCUCGUAGAGUUUGAAGGAAAGUGUAGAAAAGCCUCUUUGACCCUAACGGACCCAUUUAGUAUGAUUUAAACACAAACUGAACAUUUGGGCUUGUGAUGCACCUCCUUUUGAAUGUAUUUAGCCGGUGACUCUAUAAUCUGUUUAGUUGUGUAAAUAUCGUUGCUACCUGUGGUAACGACCGUAUUCACGCAGCUGAUUGUAUCUCAGCAUGUUUGAUCCAUUUUGGCCUUUGAAAGAUUCCGAGUACUUUCCUUUUUCAGGUUCAACUCCCAAACAACACAUCUGGCCACAUGUUGACAAUAAAACCGUUGGGACUGUGUGCUUUGUCCACUCAUACUGUUUGUGUUGCUGUUGUGUACUUGGGGAGCUGGAUGAAAAAUGCAAAUAAAUUGUGGAACCUUGUGAGAAUAAAAGGCUUGACUCUCUCGUA